This is a messenger RNA of Ornithorhynchus anatinus (platypus), 3560 nucleotides long. It is a transcript of the gene FSTL1, whose product is annotated as follistatin like 1. The transcript is spliced from 11 exons. Gene Ontology annotation, molecular function: protein binding. The coding region runs from base 161 to 1099 and encodes 312 amino acids. NCBI's taxonomy places the organism in Eukaryota, Metazoa, Chordata, Mammalia, Monotremata, Ornithorhynchidae. Gene Ontology annotation, biological process: multicellular organism development; cell differentiation; regulation of BMP signaling pathway. The record is from RefSeq and is a predicted model, not a curated record.
CUGGGGGUCUGGGGGCGCGGGAUCCCCCUCCCAGGGCGGCCAUCGCGUUUCCCGGAGCCGGAGCCGGACCGGACUCUCCCUCUCCCUCUUCUCCCUCGGCGGCCAGGCCCCUUCCCGCCUCCGCGCCUCCCGCCGGGACCCCCGACGCCCCCGUCGCAAGAUGUGGACCCGCCUGCCCGUCCUCGCCCUCCUGGCCACCGCCUGGGUCCGUGCCGAGGAAGAGCCAAAGAGCAAAUCGAAAAUCUGUGCCAAUGUUUUCUGCGGGGCGGGCCGCGAAUGUACCGUCACUGAGAAGGGGCAGCCCUCCUGCCUCUGCAUCGAGCAAUGCAAACCUCACAAGAGGCCCGUGUGCGGCAGCAACGCGAAGACUUACCUCAACCACUGCGAGCUGCACCGUGACGCCUGUCUCACUGGCUCCAAGAUCCAGGUGGACUACGACGGACAGUGCAAAGAGAAGAAGCCGUCGUCUCCGUCCUCGAGUCCAGUGGUCUGCUACCAGUCCGACCGCGAUGAGCUCCGGAGACGCAUCAUCCAGUGGCUGGAAGCCGAGAUCGUCCCCGACGGCUGGUUUUCCAAGGGCAACAACUACAGUCAAAUCUUAGACCGCUACUUCAAGAACUUUGACAACGGAGACUCCAGCUUGGACUCCAGCGAGUUCCUGAAGUUCGUGGAGCAGAACGAGACCGCCCUCAACAUCACCACUUACGUCGAUCAAGAAACCAACAAGCUGCUCAGGGGCCUGUGCGUCGACGCCCUCAUCGAGCUGUCGGACGACAACGCCGACUGGAAGCUAAGCUUCACCGAGUUCCUCAAGUGCCUCAACCCUUCCUUCAAGCCACCGGAGAAAAAAUGCGCCCUGGAAGACGAAACGUACGAGGACGGGGCUGAGACCCAGGUGGAGUGCAACCGAUGCGUCUGCGCCUGCGGGAACUGGGUGUGCACCGCCAUGGCCUGCGACGGGAAAAAGAGAAAGGGGGGACAGCAGCAGCCGGCGGACGUGGAGCUGACCGAGGAGGAGCUGGCCAGAUACGUCCAGGAGCUUCAGAAGCACCAGGAGACGGCCGAAAAGACCAAGAGAGGGAGCAUCAAAGAGAUGUAGCCGAGCCCGCCAGCCUCCGAAGAGGGGACGAGGUGGCUUUGGGCCCCUCCGCCCCUUCCCUUCUGAUGUCAGUAUUCCGGACCGUCUGCUUCAGCCGUCCAGCCACCGAUAUUUACAGUGUAUAGCGAUGAGUUUUGUUUUGUUCUACUUGUUUUGUAAUAGAGAAAAAGCGAGGGGAGAGCGGGGGGAGGGGGAGCUGCAUUUCCGGAGGUAGGUGGAGGGGUACGGGGACAACCCCCCACCCUCCCCGCCCCCCAGGCCGGAAGCGGUGGAGGGUCCCUCGAGCUAGGAAGUGCAAUAGGAAGAGCGGGAAGCCGGGGCGUCGGGGGGUUGUCCGCCGCUCCCGCAAGUCCCAGAAUCCUCCACCCCCGACGGGCCGGAUCGGGCGGAUCGGAGCCGGGGGGUGAGCGGGGUGGCGGGUCUUGGACCCGUUAACCAGCCAACAUCACGUGACCCCUGGGGCCCCUGCAACCCCCCCCCCCACCUCCCAAACCGCCGGGCCGGUCCCGCCCGGGACGCGGCCCCAUUCCCUGUCCCCUUCUGUCCCCGCCGCGGCCCCCGCUCUCGCUCACCACGCUCCCCGCCUUCUCCGCUCUCCAUUUUUGACUUUUCACGAAGGUGCUACGAUCGCUGAAGACCCUACGACGAGUCGACUUCCCCGGUCGGGCCGUCGGUGUCGUUAUUGUGGUUAUUUUGUUUUCUUAAUUAGAGACGAGCUUUUGUACUUCCCGGGAGUCCCUAGGUUCGAGGGAGGGCGUGGGCAGAUGAGGGUUAUUUAAGGCAUCGCGUUCAUCGCUGUAGGUCCGAAAAUGGCUCUGGCCUAGGACGGAGACCCCCCCACCCCAUCCCAGAUCAGCUGCCCCCUGAUUUCUCCCAGCUUCCCGGAGUGAAGGCGGAGGGAGUCGGCCUUGGAGGGAUAGGAGGGGUGGGAAGGACGGCGAGGGCACCCAAUUGGAAACGAGUAACGAGGGGGUCUUCAAGCAGUCACCUUCUACUCCCCCGACACCAUCCCCAACCCUGUCCGGAUCGGCCUUUCCGGAGGUCCCGCUCUCCCCCGUCCCCAUCCGGGAAGACUUUCCGAGCCAAAGGACUCAGGAAACCGGGAAGCGGAGGACCAGUCGCCAUCCACCGGGUCCCUGGCCUGAGGGUGUCCCCUUCCCCCACAGAUCUCAGGAGGAGGGGAUCCUGCCCUAGCCCCUCCCCGGCUGGCUAGCCCGGGGACCUCUUCUCUUUCUCCCUCACGAACACGAAGCGACGUCCUACGUCCCGUCCUGCCGACCCUCGCCGGGGCGGGGGUCUCCGACCGGAAGUCGUGGGGUGGUCCUACCUCAAGGCCCGGGGAGGGGGCUAUAAUCCGGGGGCCUCUGCUGCCGGGAUCCCAGGGAGCGGGGCCUAGAGAACGUGACCUCUCUCGGCGGCGGAUGUCAUCUCGAGAACGAUCCCCAGGAUCCAGCGGGAGAGCGGGGAGGUCGACAGAUCAUUGGGGGGCGCAGCGGAAGGACCCAUUGAGAUCGCGCUUCCGUCCCCCUCGACCCCCGGGAGGUGAAACCGGGCUCUUCUGCCCCACCACUGCCCGGAGGCGGAUGUCGAGGCCGCCGAGGGAGGUGGCGGGGCCGAGGCAGGAGGACUCUCUCGGGUGGUUGCUCCUCAGCUCCUCUUCCAGUGGGUUUGGGCGACUUCGAGUGCGCUCUUCGACCCCGGAGGACUCGGCUCGUCUGAGAACACCCCUCCUCCCUCCCUUCUCCUCCCCCGGCCCUCCCCCCGCCCCAGGGUCUCCGUGACCAAGUGCCUUAGAGAACCCGGGACAGCCUAUGCCUUAACCCAGUUCCCAGUUCUCACUCGCGGGAAAGGGGUUCCGCUUCCCAGCACCGAGGCCCCGCGGAGUUGGGGAGCGGGGGUCCGGCCGCGUUGGGCGGCGAGGUGGCGGAGCCGUUUCCCACGGGGCAGCGUGGCUGCCAAGGAGACUUCGGGCCCCACCGUGGGCAGCCCGCCCGAAGGGCCGAUCCACCCCUAGCAUUUACGGAGCGCCCGCUGUGUGCCGAGCACUGGACUGAGCGCUUGGGAGAGAGACACGGCGCCUGUCCUCCAGGAGCUUACAGUCUACUGUGCACGGGGUACCGGACGCCGGGCGUGGGAGGGUACAAGAGAGGUGCCCUGCUCCGGAGGAGCUCACCAUCUAGCAGGGAAGACGGACCCAAAUUAAACCCCAGACAGGUCCCAGCCCCCCGGGGGUCUGGCGUUCGGACCACCGAGCUUGGAGAAACCACAUAAGAACCACUUUCCCCGGAGGGGGUGGGGGGCGGGGGGGCGUCUGAGCGAGGGAGUCGGUGAAAUGUAACCGUCACUCGGGGGGCGGGGAGCUUCCUUACUGCAUUUAUCCUACUAUUUGUUUUUUAUAAUGCCUGAUAAGUUUGUUUUUCUUUUUGGGAUAUAACAGCCAAAUAAAAAAAGUUACACCAGG